Molecule: messenger RNA, 1353 nt
Organism: Tigriopus californicus
Lineage: Eukaryota; Metazoa; Arthropoda; Copepoda; Harpacticoida; Harpacticidae
Exons: 3
Coding region: 563-1111 (182 amino acids)
Source: RefSeq, a predicted model, not a curated record
GGCUUUUUCAUCGAACAAAAAUGUACUGUUAGCAUUCAUAAAAUUUCGAAGAUUUCAUCUAACUUUAUCUCUUUAGCAAAAAAAGCAAAAUUAGUCCCCCUUGGAAAGUGAUAAAUUGCCGAAGCUGCCCAAUCCCUUUACCUGGGCAGACCAUCCACUGGGCUAUGUUGUCAACCGAGUGGUCGGUCGACUGUGCGACUUCCCCUUUAUAAGUCUAGAUAUCCCUGAUACCGCAGAGUGUAUGUUUCAAGGCGCAUGCAUUAUGUUCUCAUCGCGAACAAGGAUCCCAAUUACGAAAAGUGCUGGCGUGUCCCAGCAAUACACACAUAAUCGAUCGGUUUCUUCAAGCCACUCCUCCACAUCCACUCAUCUCGGAUCGCUUUCACCGGAUCGUGAGAAACGAUUGGGAUUCUUUUCUGUCAUUUCUCCUGUCAUUUGUCUGAGCGAUCAAGUUGAUUUUAAUACGUUUCCUGCUUUGAAGGCAAGCAAACAUUUAUUCCGUCAUCGGCAGUCCAUUUAGUGAUAUCUCAACUGUCGAACGUCACUUCAAAAGCGUCCCAACAUGCGGUGGCUUCAAAGUGGAAUCAUGUCGUUCAUGGCCUUAUUUGUCUCCACAGCCUCUCAAAUAAAUCAAAAUCAAACCAAAGAUCUAUGGCAACCUGAGAUCGAACCAGAGUUGAGGAAACGAGAGCCAAGCAAUGGGAUUCCAGGAUACCAAGAUUUGUUUUCCGCUCGACAAAAUAUUGACGGAUCUGCAUUGGCCAAUUCAGAGUCCGCCGCCAUGAUCGCCCUGGCUCUGGGUGGAGCACUGGCCUUAGGCCUGGGCCUGGGCGAUGCUGAAGUCCGGAGAGCCACACUUAAGGCUGACCUGGACGCUGCCAAUGCCAAAAUCGCCGCCUUGGAAGCCAAAACCAAUGCGGGUUGCUCGGAUCUGCAAACUGUGGUGUCCACAUUGCGGGCUGCUGCCACUUUGUUGUUAACUGCCAAUCAGAAUGUGGUGGUCGUGGGACCAGUCAUAACUCCGCGACAACUACCCAUUAUCCCGGGCAACGACUUGGACACGUUUCUGAAUCAGUUUCUGGGUCCAUUGCCCACCACAGUUUGUACUUGAUGCAUGAUUAAUAAGUAUAACACACGCCGAUAAGGUCAUAUGAAUAAACUAUUUGUCAAUGAUUUAGGUGAGUUUCACAUGGUUUCACUUGUCUUAAUUUAUUGAACAAUGUGAUGCUGUCGAAAAAUACCAAUUAUGGCUACAUUUGAAUAUCAUUUACGUGUCAUCAAAGCCCGACUUUUUCCACCUGCGAUCGUGGAGAAUUGUAACAAUUCUGCUCGUUACGUGCUCGAUCAGUUAUU